ACAACAACAGACACACUACAGCAGACACACAACAGCAGACACACAACUACAGACACACAACUACAGACACACAACAGCAGACACACAACUACAGACACACAACUACAGACACACAACAGCAGACACACAACUACAGUGAGGCAGAAGUGUCCAUGUUCUGCAGGAUUCACUUGGACAGAGGUUUUAUUUUGGAUCAGGUGGAGCGUUUUGUCACAGGUGGAGCGUUUUGUCACAGGUGGAGCGUUUUGUCACAGGUGGAGCGUUUUGUCACAGGUGGAGCGUUUUGUCACAGGUGGAGCGUUUUGUCACAGGUGGAGCGUUUUGUUCUUAAAGUGAAACGUGACGAGUGGAGGAGCUGCUCCUGAACCAGCAAAGAGCAUCUGGGACAGUGGAUGACAUGCGUGGGCUGGAGGAACAGAGCCGGAGUGCUCCUGGCUCUGCUGCAGACCACCACACUGAAGAAGAGGAGGAGGAGGAAGGGGGAGAGGAAGCAUCACUGAGCAAUGAACUGAGCUCUGAUGAAGACUUUGACACAGACUUGGAGCAGGGAGAUGACGCUCCGUACGAUCCCACGGGACGGCGCUGUUACCUGGAGGUGUGCGGGAGGCUCGGGGUGGUCCCAGACUCCUACUUCCUGCAGCACAUGAGAGACAGUGAGCUGGUCAUGAAGCACCGCGGCCUGGGACCCAAGGGCACCAAAGCACUGGCGGUUCCCCUGGUAACCAACACUUCAAUUCUGAAUCUGAACCUGCGAGAUAAUUGGAUGGAAGGACGGGGCGGAGCUGCGAUCGCCCAAAUGCUGAAGGAGAAUUGUUACAUUACAGACGUGGACGUGUCUCAUAACGGGCUGGGGGACGAGGGGGCAUGUGCCAUGUCCCGUAUGUUGAAGGAGAACAACACCCUGACUCACCUCCGUUUGUCCAAUAACGGCAUCACGGACCUCGCCGCAGAUGACCUGACUGCAGCUCUGGUCACCAACAGCAAACUGCAGCAUCUGGACCUGAGCCACAACGACCUGGGGGACGCAGCAGGGCAUCACCUCAGAGACGGACUGUCUGAGAACACAGGACUGAGACGUCUGGAUCUGUCCUGGAACUGCAUCCGAGGCAGAGGAGCCGUGAUGUUAGCCAAUGGCCUCGCGGGAAACAUUUUCCUCAGAUCAGUGGACCUGUCCUUCAACGGUUUGGGCAAAGAAGGAGCCGUGGCCCUGGGGCAGGCGCUGAAGGAGAACAGUGUUUUAGAGGAGCUGGACAUCAGUAACAACCGCAUCCCCCCUGAAGGAGUCAUCCGCCUCGCCGUGGGCCUCAGAGCAAACAAGACCAUCAAAUCCCUGAACGUGGGAAGGAACCCCAUCCAGAACGCCGGCUGCUACGGUCUCCUCAAGUCAAUUUCCGACAACAAAGACUCAGCCGUGGAGUUAUUGGACCUUUCGGACAUUUUCGUGAACCAGGACUUUGAAGAUCUGUUGGAGUCAAUGCGAGACACAUUUCCAGUUCUUGUAGUAAAACGUGGAAGGAAAUUUGCUGCAUUUUGCCGUGUUAAAAGUGACAAAACUUCUUGAUCGCCAAAGAAACUGUAGGAUGUGACUCAAAAUUAAACAUGCAAACUG
This is a messenger RNA of Periophthalmus magnuspinnatus, 1609 nucleotides long. RefSeq names its product leucine rich repeat containing 74B (gene lrrc74b). Lineage: Eukaryota; Metazoa; Chordata; Actinopteri; Gobiiformes; Gobiidae. The transcript is spliced from 10 exons. Bases 398 to 1561 code for a protein of 387 amino acids. Gene Ontology annotation, molecular function: protein binding. The record is from RefSeq and is a predicted model, not a curated record.